CACUCUCAUUCUGCUGACUCUGAACUUGGAGGAUUAGUUGGCGAGCCGGGAGAGAGUUUGUCCAUCUCAGUGAAUCUGAGUGCACAUUCUCUUCCACUUUUCUUUCGGGCUCCCCUGUGUUUUCUCCCUGCAAUUGGGAUAAAGCCGUGCUUUUGUAGGUCCGCAAUGAACCAGAAGGUCGUCCUCAUCACUGGCUGCUCCUCAGGAAUUGGCUUAGCGCUAGCAGUGCGCAUUGCCAAGGAUGAGAAGAAGAGAUUCAUGGUCUAUGCCACCAUGAGGAACCUUGCCAAAGGCGAGGCCCUGGUAGAGGCUGCGGGUAAGACCCUGGGACGAACCCUGGAGAUCAAACAGCUGGACGUGUGUAACGAGGAGUCCAUCAAGGCCUGUGUGGACAGUCUCCCAGACCGCAGAGUGGACAUCCUCAUAAGCAAUGCAGGGAUGGGCCUUAUUGGGCCGAUCGAGUGCCAAACUAUAGACGAGAUGAGAAACGUCAUGGACACCAACUUCUUCGGUUUGAUUCGACUCCUCAAAGAACUUCUGCCAGACAUGAAGAGGAGGAAGAAAGGCCAUAUUGUAGUCAUAAGCAGUGUCAUGGGAAUCCAAGGAAUUUUGUUCAAUGAUGUCUAUGCUGCAUCCAAAUUUGCUUGUGAAGGGUUCUGUGAGAGUCUUGCGGUUCAAGCCCUGAGAUUUAACCUGAAUAUUACACUCAUUGAGCCCGGCCCGGUCAUCACUGAAUUUGAACGUAAGGUCUACGAGGAAGGCGUGAAGAUAGACCUUUCAAAAGCCGACAAGGUGACGGCUGACAUGUUCACCAACAUUUACAUGAAAAACUAUGGCCAGAUCUUUGAGAGCCUUGGCCAGACACCUGAGGAUGUAGCAGAGCACACACACAAAAUCAUCACAAUGGACAACCCGCCCUUCCGCCAUCAGACAAACACUCUGUACACCCCAAUGACCACUCUAAAGUACGCUGACCCAGAAGGAGAUCUGCCCAUUGACACCUUCUACAAGAUGGUGUUCGAGCAUGACAAGGUGUUCAAUGCCAGCCUCAACUUUCUCAAGCUACUGCGCUGGAGAAGUCGCAAGAGCUUCAGUCUGGAGAAAGAGGAGAAAAAAUCCUAAUCAGCCACCUACAUACUCUAUGCUACAUUUACAUUUGCCUUUAUUCAUUUGGCGGAGGCAUUUGUCUAAAGCGACUUACAGCAGUGGAAUAACAUUUGAACUUUUAAUCAUAUUUAGAUUUAAGCCACAGAGCUGCAGUACAACAAUAGAAUAAAUUUAAGCUAUUAACAUUUAAGCAUUUUAAGAUUUAAACUUUUUAAACUACAGGGCUACAGCUACAGCAUUAGAAUAACGUUUAAGCACAGUGCAGAGAAAAAUAUAGCUAGGAGUUAUCGCUGUAUCUGUCAAUACUAGUGCUAGAGGAUAGGAGUGUCUAUUAAGUACCAGUAGAAGUAUGGAGGAGAAGUGGUAGAAGAGGAUAUAGAGAAGAAGAGAGAGAGAAGUGGAGUGGGAGGAGGGAUGAGUGUGUAUUAGGUGUGUGAGGAGAGAAGGUAUUCUUGGGAGAGUUGUGUCUUCAAGAGCUUUUUGAAGAUAGAGAGGGAUGCCCCUGCUCUGAUGGAGCUUGGCAGAUUUUUCCACCAUCGGGGGACCACAGAUGAAAAAAGUCUGGAUUGCCGUGAAAGUGGGGGCGGCAGUGGCAGAGUGGAGGAGCGCAGGGGCCGAGGGGUAACUUAAGCUUUUAUGAGAGCACUUAAGUGGGUGCAGACCCAACAAUCACUUUGUUUGCAAGUAUUACUGACUUGAAUUUGAUGCAGGCGGCUAAGGGAAGCCAGUGGAGCUCAGUGAACAAUGUCUGCUUGUUUGUUCUGUACAGAGGUCUGUGUUCCUUAGUUAUUCUUUGUAAGUUGACAUUUUAUAUUUCUCCUUGUUUUUUGAUUGAACUCCAUGAGGAAACGAGAAAAGAAACCAUCAUUGUGAUGAAUCACAGACGAAAUGACCGAGUAUACUGAGUUCUGCUGAUCAGGAUAGAUCACUUGCUCAAACCCCUGUGAACCUCAUGAGUGGAUCUUGAAUUGGGCUGUGUUUAAUAAAGAGAACAAACCAAAAA
Messenger RNA from Alosa alosa (allis shad), 2110 nucleotides. RefSeq lists its product as uncharacterized. The record is from RefSeq and is a predicted model, not a curated record. Gene Ontology annotation, molecular function: estradiol 17-beta-dehydrogenase [NAD(P)+] activity. The transcript is spliced from 6 exons. Gene Ontology annotation, cellular component: cytoplasm. NCBI's taxonomy places the organism in Eukaryota, Metazoa, Chordata, Actinopteri, Clupeiformes, Clupeidae. Bases 166 to 1122 code for a protein of 318 amino acids. Gene Ontology annotation, biological process: estrogen biosynthetic process.